UCAGCAUGGAAUGUUCGUCAAAUUUGUUUUGGUUCUUUAUUUUGGUAUUAAUCACAAAAGUAUACGCCGCGUUGGCCAGUCCGAUGCCAGCAAAAAUCGAAGUACAUAACAAGACGGCAGAUAAAAAUGAAAGUGGAAAGGCCAAAGUGAGCAAUUAUUUUCUGCACGAGCCGUACGGCCCCAAUACAUAUGCCUUUGGCUAUGAGGUUGAUGAUCCGCAGACGCAGAACUCCAAGUUCCGCGAAGAGAAACGCUUUGCAAAUGGUAGCAUUCAGGGAAGCUAUGGAUAUGCCAGGCCCGAUGGACGCGUAGAGGUCACCAAAUACAGAGCGGACGAGGAUGGGGGUUACUCCGCCCAGAUUCAGAUUUUUAAGGCAGGUGAUGAGAAGGUGAAGUCCGUUUGGCCCACCGAGAGACCCGAUAUCCUCGUGGAGAGAAGCAAAACGGAGUCACCUGCGAAUGUCACCUGGGAUCCCAAGAGUCAUCUCAACGUGAGCGUCUCCCAUGUGGCCGAUCAUGUGGCCCAGCAGCUGAAGGAGCAGCAUGGUCUCGACCUCAACCACAUCGACGUGACCAAGGAUGUGCUAAAGCCAGCGGUGCUCGAUGUGCUGCAGGGCAAGGCCCCCGCCAAGGGUCAGCCAGUUCAGAAUCUGAUACCCCAGCAAUUUCCCAUAGUUCCCUUUCAACUGCCAGCCGAUCAAGAAACCCCCAAGGCCACCACUGCAGAACCCCAGAAAAGCGAAAGCUCCAAAUACAACAGGGCCAAAACCAACAAUGCCGAGAAGGCUCCCCAAGUCGAGGAGACGGAGGCACUCUUACCGCCGCCCAGGCCACUGGUCAACAGCAGUCCAAGCAAUGCAAAUUGGCAACGGCGAGCCAUUGAGGCAAAUCGCCGUGAAUUCCUGGUCAAUUUACCCAACCUCAGUGAGGCCAGGCCAGAGUAA
Messenger RNA from Drosophila takahashii, 944 nucleotides. RefSeq lists its product as uncharacterized. The record is from RefSeq and is a predicted model, not a curated record. NCBI's taxonomy places the organism in Eukaryota, Metazoa, Arthropoda, Insecta, Diptera, Drosophilidae. Gene Ontology annotation, cellular component: extracellular matrix.